AUGCUUGAUCUUAUCACUAAGAAAAUAAGUAAAGCAGAGAUUGAUGCCAUUGCAGUGUGUAAUAGUUGUCGCAUGGUUCUAAAUUCAUACGAAGACAAAGAUCUGGUUCAGAACAUUGAGAAAGUCAUUGAAGAAGCAAUACAACAUGAUCACGAGUCCUCAGAAAGUACCAUAAUCGAGACUGAUAAUUUUUCAUGUCCCAAUGAAGUGCCUAUGACGCCAAAAGAUAUAGUAACAAUCAAAGAAGACCUUUCUGCUAUAAAAUUGCAAAGCACAGCUUCAUCAGUUGGGAUACCAACUUACCAGGUGCUUGACGAACACAAAAUACACUCGACUGGCAAGAACUACUCCUUGUCUGGAAAAACAAAGGACACACCAAAAUCUAAGAAGAGCUCCACAAAGGCCCAGAAGAAGUCGAUUUCCCUUUUUGUUUUAUACCAAGGCUCAUAUAUAUGA
Messenger RNA from Paramuricea clavata, 456 nucleotides. Lineage: Eukaryota; Metazoa; Cnidaria; Anthozoa; Malacalcyonacea; Plexauridae. The record is from the annotation of a GenBank genome assembly.